Molecule: messenger RNA, 1660 nt
Organism: Drosophila gunungcola (fruit fly)
Lineage: Eukaryota; Metazoa; Arthropoda; Insecta; Diptera; Drosophilidae
Product: trans-1,2-dihydrobenzene-1,2-diol dehydrogenase
Molecular function (GO): nucleotide binding
Source: RefSeq, a predicted model, not a curated record
UUGACGUUAAAAAAGUAAAAGUAUACUCAAAGUAACAAAACGUUUUCUGUCAUAGACAAAAAUUUUCUAAAUUGUUGUUAUUUUAGUAAUAACUUGAUACUUUAAAAUUAAGCCUAUUAUACCAUGUUUAGGCUUAUUACGUGGUUCAAGUCGCGACCGAACAAAUUAGGCGUUAGAUGCUAUCAAAAUCGCCUGCCCACUGGCCGUGCCACACGCCCAUCAUGCAGGUCGGACGGCAGGCGGAGCGGAUUCGGAUUCGGAUUUGUUAACGGUGAUAUUGGCGACCACAGCAUGUGGCGAUCCCGCCCUCGCGAACUGCACAUCAAUCGGUUUCCCUCCGCCAAGGACGAUUCGAAGGCGGGGUCAAAGGUUGCGUCGGGCCAGGCCAAGUGGGCGGUGGAUGAGGGCCCUACGCUGCGCUGGGGCAUUGCGCCCGUUAGCCUGAUGGCCGACGACUUUGCCGCCGCUCUGAGUGUCCUGCCGGAGCAGCACCACCGCAUCGUGUCCUGCGUGGCCGCCUACCAGUCGCACGCCCUCGCCUUUGCCGACCGCCAUCGCGUGGAGAAUGUGUACACCAGCUUCGAGGAUCUCGCCAAGUGUCCCCGAUGUCGUCUAGACGUUGUGUACAUAUCGCCGCUGAAUCCGCAACACUCGGAGCUGUGCCACCUGAUGCUGAACCACGACAAGCACGUGCUGUGCGAAAAGCCGCUGUGCAUGACGGAGGAGCAGGUGACCAAGCUGCUGGAGAAGGCGCAGGCGCGGGGUCUCUUCCUCAUGGAGGGAAUGUGGCCAAGAUGUGUGCCCGCCUAUCAUUAUCUGCGCCACCAGAUCCUCCGCAAUCGCCUCGGUGAAUUGCAGCAUGUCCGCUGCUCUCUGGGAUUGCCCGUCCACCAGGGGAGACUGUCACUUUAUGGCGGAGUCACCAGCGACUUUGGCGUGUACGGUAUGCAACUGGCGUUGUGGGUGUUUCGGGAGGUGCCGCGCUGCCUCAAGGUCAGUGGCAAGGUCAAUGCGGAGCAUGUGGACGUUGCCGCCGAUAUUGAACUCUGCUUCACCCGCGGCAAAAGAGCCUUCAUCGAGGUCAGCGCGGAAAAGAAGCUCAGCAACCAGGCCAUUAUCCAGGGCAAAGAUGGGUCCAUUAAAAUGAACAACUACUGGUGUCCCACACGUUUGAUCACCGAGGAGGUUGACUAUGAGUUUCCAUUACCGGGUGGCGAGCAGAUGCCACCCACCCACUACCACAAUCGACUGGGCAUGUGCUAUGAGGCCGAGGAGGUGAGGAACUGCAUCCUGAAGGGCAGCAGCGAGAGCGCUGACUUCAGUCACAGCGGCCUUCUGCUGGCCAAUCUAAUGGACACCAUUCACGCGGAACUGGGAGUGGGUGAAUUUGCCAAUCGCAAGCAAAUGCCCGACCUUCAGCGGCAGCUCGAGAAUGUCCAGGAUAUAGUAAAGGAUCCCGAGGAACUGGUCAGCGAGACGUGCCGUGUGCUGCAGGAUAUCAACACCUUUGCAACCAUGGAGCCCAUGCAGAAAGAGGAGGCUGAUCCGCCCAGGCCCAAGGUCAUGGAUGCCCCCUAAAACCGGAUUAUGUGUGGCAUCUUUGGUGUCUUUGUGUAGUUGGUUUGAAAGAAGCAAUCCCAUUAUAUGGGUUUUUAAAUUA